AGUUUACAAACAAGUGAUGGGACCUUCGGGCCGAGCUAGACCCCCGGCCCUUGCUGGAAAAUUGAUAUUAAAAGAGAGUAACCAAACCGUUUGUGUACUUCACUGAAACCCUAUACAUCCCUAUAGGGAGUUGGCGUUGUAAUCCGAUUUCACCUUGAUAUAUAUGUAUAUAAACAUAGGACACUUCGAUUUGUCAUAAAGCUAACUAUACAGUCAAUGGCAGCUUCCUUGUAAAGAUAAUUCAUCGACUGCUCCAGCAGCCUCAUCGAUUGAUUGUCCGCUGUAAAACUGGACACCCGACAAAAGAGAUCGGUUAGAUUCAAAGAGUACCUCGAUCGGGAGUUGCCAUGGGUGAUGCACAGCCAGCGGUGCAUUUGGAAGAGGUAACUAUUCGAGGCUCCAUACUCAGGUAUCUGGCUUUGCUCGAUGGGAAUCUGUACGACGAAGGAUGUAAUACCUCCGAGCUAGGUACAUCACUUGCUUCAUCACCUGUUCACAAGAUUGUUCUUUUUUUCCUCUCGGAAGCAAGUCGACGUUGUACGUGACCGAGGUCGAUGGUUGACAUUUAUGACCUGUGUUAGCAUGGUGUAUGGUUGGCUGUAAAACUCAGUGUUGGUUUUAUAUGCAGACACGAGGGAUUGAAAAAGUUUCCCGACAAGUACAAUUCUCGUAUAUCUUUGUGGAAGAACUUCGUUAUAAAUAUAGACCAAUGUGACGCACCUACAUCCAAGUUCUUCAGUUCUUGUGUAUACACCUGAUGAAAUAUAAAAUGAUUGUGAAGUGAUGAAGGCAAACUAACAAAGCAAUGUAGUCGAAAGAAAUUAGGAGUAUAAGCAAUCAUGACAGCUAUAUCAGCAAGGACAGACUCGGCGUCGUCGAGCAGCUCAUCAUCGACAUCCUCUUCUGAAUCGUCCUCAUCACCAAGUGUCCCAGUCUCACCGAUUCACCAUCCUCAAAGACCCACGGAACAAUCAAGCGAAGAGGAAGAAGAAAAUGCUGAAGUCGAAUGUCCCUCGUUCGUCCGCGAUCGCACCAUUUCAAGGGCACUCCACGAGUUCGAACUCGAAGAUGACGACAUCCCAGAGCCUGACUUCUCUUGGGAUGCCAGAACGAUAUCUCACCAUCUUGCCAAAUACCUUGAUGACCUCUGCGGGUGGGUGCCAGACCCCAAAGUGCAAUACAGACGUGUGGCGCCGUCACAAGGAAAGAAUGGUCAAAGGACAAAGGGUACGAAAAGCGAUCUGGAAGCGCAGGUGCGACGGUUGUCAUUAAAUUCCAGAGUGGCUAGUCGAAUGAAAGCCUUGACGAUGGAAUUCGAAUUUCGACAUUACCACAAUCCUAAGAAAUACAUGGAGCAAUAUCGUAGGUACCACACAUGUGGAGGACCUUUGGAAAAGUUGGCUGCUCACGACACUUCUUGUGGACGCAAGAGAAGUAUUUAUUAUGCAGGAGAUGCCUCUGCUGAAGCAGGUUUCAAGGUAGAUAACCCACACACGCAGCAGGAGUCGCGUUUGACAACGGCUCAGUUACAACCAGCGUCAUCGCCAGAUAGAAAUGAUGGCCAGCGUCAUACACAAUCGCGUCAACGACAGAACUCUGACUCAAGAAGUGACCAGAGUAGAACAGACGCAACAAGUGUUUCUUCGGGAACUACUCUGCCAAAAGCAGUGUCAUCACAGAAUUCACCGGUUCAAAAUGAGUCAGUGUCGACCCUACCGCGGUAUUGCUCGCUGACGGAAGCUGCCAACCGAAAGCGUCAAGUCUACAGUCAUUGGAUGGGUAUUCCUAGUUCUCGUCUACCCGUACCUUCGUCUGCACCUAAAUCAUCAACAGAGAGCGACCGCGACAUGUCGAACUUCCCAGCCAAAUUGCCAGCGACGGACGAUGCAAUGUUAAUGAAACCUCAAAGCUCUACGCCGACCGGUACGGGAUCAACCACUGCUUUGUCGAACAAAGGUCUUAGACCAACCUAUCACAAUCCGUUGAUGACGAGUCCAACCGGUGCGCCGUCUGGACCUGUCACCCAAAGUACCUCUCAGUUCGGUAGUCCGCCUAGUGGACAACAUCCUCUUUGGAAACCAAAUCAGUAUCCUGCCACAGCCGAUAAUCAUACUCUGCCAGUCGCCUUUGGCGGUAUGGCAGGAAACUUUUCCACUGGGAUUACACUUGAUGAUAGUUGCUAUGGUUACCAGGGUAAUGGUGUGACGUCAUCAGAAGGGUCAGCAUUUCGAGAUUUCUACUCCCACUUGCUACAAGCAGCCCAUUAUCUUAGACUUGCUGGCAGACAGAAAUCGAUGGAAAGCACAAAUAAACAUGGGAUGGGUCCAAGACAUCACAGCGGACCAGCGCUCUACAAAUCAACAAAACCAAUCUCCAUGACAUCACCAACCAACGAAAUCUCUAGUUUUGCCGAACAAACAGGCCUUCCUUCCAACGUAGCCAUCGCCAAUGGGCUUGGUGUUCGUGGCCAACGCUUGAACUCGGCCACAAAUCACCAGCGAUCGUCGCAUUCCGCUAACCCAUCUCUUGGAAAACGUCAGUUUGUCAACGCUCCUGCGUUCAAGAGCAUCCAAGCUCGCUUCAACUCAUCCCCCGCCAAGAUGUCCAACAAAGACUUUGAAGCUGAAGCUGGCUUCUCAAGAAAACGAUUUAUUUCUCUCGAGCCACCUGCAUCUUCAACGUUCAGAGAGAAUGUUACAAAGACAGUACCUGAUGGGGGACAAGAUCAGAAAGGCAAGACUGGGAAGAUGUUUCAUAUCUCUAUUCCACAGAAACCAUGCAAGGCUGAGACAGCACAGGUUAACAAGGCUUCAGUAUGCCAAGCGGUGUGCUUCAAGUCAGAGAGUCAGGAAGCAUUAGCACUGACCAAUGGAAAUACUUCCAAGAAAUAAGACUUGCCAAGGAAUCACGAUUUUCCUGUCCAUCAAGAGUGAUUUAUCAAAAUAUUUUUGUCAGAUGAAUUGUCAGUUUUGACAACUUCCUUGUGACUACAGUGGCUGUCAGAUAAAAUAUUCAACAAGCCCUUUCAGGAAACUGUCUCAAGAUAAUUUGGGGAUCCUAAAGGGUCGUUCUGAGAAAAAUGUCACAAUUCAUUGUUCCAUCCAUCUCUUGCAAUCUUGCAUGCUUUCUGUUAGAUUUUUAAAAACUUACAUGGAUGGACGGAUGGCCUUUGCACCAAAUAUGUGCUUUGUGGCCAGUGAUGCUUUAGCUUGAAAAUGCAAGCAAUUUGUUAAUACUCAAUAACAUCAACAUCCAUGACACAAACAUUUGUAAUUUGCAUUUAUAUUUGGAUAUAUCUUGCAUGGCUUCUAUGAGAUUUUGUUUGAGCAAUAACAUGGAUGGCCAUUAAGAACACUGCUUGGUGGUAAGGAAUGCUUUGGCUUGAAAAUGUGAACAAGUUUGAACAUCAUUAUCAUCUAUAACAAAAUCAUUUCUAAUCUGCAUUUAUAUUCGGAUCAGGGAGUUGCUGGUCACCAAAAGUAUAAGCAGAGUGCAGCUUUUUUCGAUCUGUGUUCAUUCUUGCAUGAGUGUGGGGACAAGGGCCAAAAGAUCCAUGGUUGAGUUAUGAUUUUUUUCUUGAAUUGUGACAUUUUUUUUAGAAUGAGCCUAAGGACAAUGAAAUAUAUUAAAAUGGAUGGAAAAAAAAAACUUAGCUUAUCUCCACACUGCAUUACUGCUCUUGCCAAAUAUUCAAGGAAUACAUCAACUGUUAUGAACCAUUUUGAAAAGAUAUUGUUAAACAAUGUACUCAAGAUGAUAAAAUAAAGUGCUACAUACAUGUACUGCAGGAACAAUCUACAUGCUUGUAUCUCUUAUUUAUUUUCUCAUAAAUUCCAUAAAUUCUUAUAUCACUGUAGUCCGGAUUCUAAACCAGUUUGAACCUGAGAAAUGUAUUCUAAACAUUUUUCUUUAUAUGUCUUCGGGAAAAAACGUAGGAUAUCUGAAGCUGAUGUUGAGUUUUAGAAUAGAUGACUCUCACUAGAUAUGAAAACUGUGAAUAUACCCUUUGGUGAGGCAUUACUCCUUGUUAGAGGAUCUUAAGGGCUCUGCCCCUAUAGAAUAUGGCUGUAAAUUUGCAAGUGUACAUAAACAUGGGUUCCAUGUACAAGUCUAAAGUGAAACAAAGCAAGUAAACAGAGAACUAGGAAGGAGCCUUAGUUUGUAUCGUAUCCAUGGCGAUGCUAAUUGAAAAAGCAUCAAUUAUUAAGGUAAUUAUAAUAAAUGUUUCAUGAAAACCCCAUCCUUCAAAUCAGUGUAAAAUGAAGAGCAUCAUGGAUCAUGCUACAAAUAUCAUUUCUUAGCUAUGGCACUGUAACACAAAGGUUAGCAAUUAAUCAUUAAAUGAAAUGGCCUAUCAAGAUCAUCGUUGCAUGCGCAUUUUGUUCAGUAGACCGCCUAGGAACCAAUCAGAAUUGUUCUUUCAAAUUAACAAAUCAUCACUAACCCUGUGUUACUGGGCCCUGGUCUACCAUUUUCCUAUGGCAGGCCUGUCCUAAGGAGUUGUCAUGCCUGGCUGAUUUAGACAGUCUAUUUCAACAUACGUAUGGCAAUCCAUGUAAUUUUAUUACUUUAUAUCAAGUAAUCUUAUUGUGCUGUAGACAAUUGGCAAUUCUUUAUAUCUAGAAUUCUUGAUAUGGAGCAUUAUCAUUAAAUAUUAAACAUUGCUAAGAAGCAUUUAUCGUACCAAAAUAAUUGAUAGUUUUUUUCUAUUAGCAUCACUAUGGAUACAUUACAGCUCUGAACAAGCUCAGCUGAAUAUAUCCAUAUACAUGUAAAAGCUGCGCUUUACAAAUUAAUGUUUAUAAAGGUAAAUGCUAGUUUUGGUAACGAUAUCAAAAUGAGUUCGUACAGAAUCCAAUGAAAUGACCACCAAAGUGUCUGUUUGUAUAAAUAAAACGCAUGUGCCAAAGGAUUCUGGAAGAAAUUGUGUAAUUGCUGAGAAAUCAGCAAAUAAGCACAGGAUUCGGGUAGAGCGUCGGGCCCGACGCUCAAAGCAAUAAUUAUACACUGUCCCACGUGCGCUUAUCUGUGUUGGGGAAGUUCAGUCUGAACAUUUUUCAGCGUAGAUUUCAAGAUUUCACAAAGUUCAGUUUAUGUAACUGUACCAGAUCUAGAUCCUCGAUGAUAUACUGACAAUUAAGCCUGGUUUUACAGACUUUCUCAUGAAAUCAGUGUUUACUGCAACUACUGGAAUUUCUCUUUAUUAUUAUUAUUAUUACAAACUAAGACUCCUCGUUAUCUGUUUAAACUUACAAUAAAAAGUGGGAGACAUUAAGCCCUGGGGCAAACUUUACAGCUCAUUAUAACUUUUUCAUUCAGGACAAUACUACCGCAUUAUUCAAGCAAUUCAAUUUCAAGGGUGGAUUCACCAAAUAAAUAUAACUUAUUACUGUAAUGAUUGUGUUAUUUUGUGCAAUGGACAUGGGUCUUCAGGGCGAUUCCAUGCUAGAAAAAUCAGCCAUUUUCACAACAUUUUUCAACCUGCUGUCCAAACGAACGAAGAACUUCAAUUUGCUUUGUGGUAAUAUUAAAGUACUACUGGGUAGACAUGCAAAAAAACUGACAAACAACAAAAAUAUGUUGUCCAUAGGUGAAUUAGAGCUUAAAAUGUUGCGUGUCAUACGGAACAUUUCUGCGAGCCGUACGACACACAUUUUCACCUAUAAUUUACCCAUAAUCAUUUUUUUUGUGUUGGUUAUUAUUUUUUCACAUGACUAUCCACUAUAGCUUUAUC
Molecule: messenger RNA, 5734 nt
Organism: Lytechinus pictus (painted urchin)
Lineage: Eukaryota; Metazoa; Echinodermata; Echinoidea; Temnopleuroida; Toxopneustidae
Exons: 5
Coding region: 840-2891 (683 amino acids)
Source: RefSeq, a predicted model, not a curated record